Cuscuta campestris is the source of this 2445-nucleotide messenger RNA. NCBI's taxonomy places the organism in Eukaryota, Viridiplantae, Streptophyta, Magnoliopsida, Solanales, Convolvulaceae. The record is from the annotation of a GenBank genome assembly.
GUUUAAAAAUAGUCAUGUGUGAUCUUGUUUGAUUUGUCUUAACAUAUAGAUUAUUAAUAUAUAAUUUUUAUAAUUUUUUAAUAUAUAAAUUACAAGAUAAAAUGGAUUAAAGAAGUGCAUUGGAUGGUGUGUAAAAAUGAAAGUGGACAAAAAGAGUGGGACGGAGGGAGUACUCCGUAAGUCCAUUAAUGUCAAAGUGAAGCUAUGAACGAUCAAGAAUUUGCUCUGUUCAUGGGCGACAUGUGGGGUAGGAAUGAUGUCAAUCUUCAAACUCUUGAGGAUAUUUUCGAGGACGUUGAGGAGGCGGAUGAACCAACACCCGAGAGCAACGAUCCUACAAGGGAGGAUGACGAGAUAGGUGAGCCCGAGAUCUCUAAAGGCUCGGGAAAAGCGUAUCAUGCACGCUUCUUCGCCAGAGUAUUCCGUAAGCUUCUCCAAGGCAAUCCCUUCCCUAUCGAGAUCUACGCCAGCUUCGAUUGUGCUCUAUAGGUUUUUCUUAUCGGAAGCUACACCUAAUCUUCGAUUCUAGCGACUAGGGUUUUGACCCUUCUUCCGCCAUGGACAACAGGGAUUCGAACGGAACAAGAUGGAGACGACAACGCCGGCUAACCUUCUACCCUAGGCUGGCUGGAUUCUGGCGGCACCGAGGAGCUUUGCCUGCAAAUUGCAACUACAAUGCAUCAUAACCACUCAGUGGGCAUCAUAACCACUCAGUGGAGGAAGAUAGAUUCUUGACGAGAAAGGCGGAAGCAAGACCACCAGUUACAGGUCUUCAACUUCAUUCUCUUUUUCUUCUCAUCUUUGAUUCUCUACUUAAUGGGCUAUCUAAUUUUGUAGUUGAAAAAAAAGAAAUUGAUUUUGGCAUCUAGAUUGCAUGCUAUGUGUUUGAUGAAAUUCCUCAACGAAGCUUCUAGGAGUGGGAGAAGCGUGAGUUUUUAUUCUUUUUACAUUAAAUAAAGAUGUGAAUUUUUCCUUUACUUCCGUUUCUUUUUGAGAUUAUUUUCUCUGAUUUCACUCAAAGAUCCAUCUAUUUAUCAUUCAUCAUAAUUAUGUUGGGAUUUUUUUGUUUACGAGAUGUUUGAAAAAUGCUAGAAACCAAUAUCAACUAUGGCAGCUAAAAUGUUUUUUUAUGUCAGCGAUAUGGCAGCUAGAACAUCGUGCAAUUCCAUCUGCAAUAACUUCAGAUCAGCUUCCCAGUUAAUAUUGUCUUUCAGAGAUGCAGGCCGAUUUAUAUCCUGGAGAUGGUUGGUAUAAAAUUUUUCGUCUAAUAUUAGUUAAACCCAAACUUAUUCUCGCCUAAUAUUGCUGAGUGGAACUUGAGAAGAGUGAUGAACCUUUUUCGUGGAGUUUUAUUUGAGUGAAAUGCACAGUUUCAUAUAUAGUGUGUGAAUGUGCUUAUUUGUAUGAAUUAACAAAACAUGUACUAAUUUUAAAUGAAAUAAAUAAAUAUGAUAUGAGUAAGUUUUUUUUACUAAACAAUCAGUUUCUACAUUACGCAAUUAUUGAAAUUAGAUUCUACAAGUUCAUAUAUAAAACUCUAACCAAUUAGUCUUAAAUUAAGAAAUAAAAGGAAAUUAAAGAUUUUGGGAGGAUUGGGUUGUGAAAGUUAACCACAUACAUACUAACACAAGAUGUGGUGGUCAGAAUGGUGUAUUUUUGGUGAUUUUUUAAUUACUUCUCUUUUGAAAAUAAAAUAUUUUCUAAAUAACAAAUUGGGCAUGGUAGUGAGUAUAUAUUAGGCUUUUUAUGAUAAUGGUGUACUUAAGCAUAUAUGGAUCAAAUUAUCACAAUGAAAACUUGGUUUUCAAUCCUGCCAUCAUUAAAGCUUUGUGUGUCUAUUCACGUUUUCACUUGAAUAAAAAAAGUAUCAACACAAUUUGGGACUUCAUAUUGCUGGUAAGAUCUCAGAAGCUUCCUUCUCACUUUACGAUUAUUAUGCUAUCUUACUUGGGCUUACUUAUUCAUGAUAUUUUUUUCUUUUUUUGUUUUCUUUUCAUAAGAAUUGGAUAUUUAUUAGUGGGUUUAUGUGUAAAAAUUAAGUAAUAUUCCUCUUGGUAAUCCACUUUAAAUCUGUUGUGAAUGUCUUCUAGAUUCCUAAAGGGCCUCAAGUCUUAACUUCCAGCCUGCUAUUCUUUGGCUCAAUGCCAAAUUGCUUUAUGUAAUCUUUGUACUUUGAUGAAUGCAGGUUGCAAGUGGAGAAUAUCCUAUUUUUGCUUUGCACGGGUAAGUAAUCAUCCAUUGAAAGUACAAAUUCUAGACUCAAAACUUAGCUUUAUUAUUCUACAGUUAGAUUUUUCUUGGAUUAUUUAUGUAUUUCAACAUAGACGUGGUGGCUGGUGUCCUCUUCGACCAGAGUCUGCCGCAAGGUUCUUCUGAAUCUAGGGUUUCAUCCAUUCGAUGGUCUCUAUGCCUUUUGAGUUUAGCGACCGGUAAGUUUUUUUCUUG